This is a messenger RNA of Heterobilharzia americana, 1352 nucleotides long. The record is from the annotation of a GenBank genome assembly. Lineage: Eukaryota; Metazoa; Platyhelminthes; Trematoda; Strigeidida; Schistosomatidae.
GAUCGAACAGCAGUGAUGGUUGAUCUUGCAUCAGAAAUCAAGUUAUGUCUCAGUGGUGAACGAACUUCACAAAUAAACAAUCUGGACAAUACGGACGACAACCAAGACAGCACAAUUCGUAAUCUUGAAGAAAAACUCAAACUUUUGGAAGAAGAAAAAUUGGAUCUUGAAAAUCAAAUAUUUUCAGCUGAAAAAAAGUAUCAUGAACAACUGGAUUCGUACUUAGCACGUUAUAUUAAUGCAGAUUUUAGUUUGGCCCAGAUGGAAUUCAUAUUGCCUACAAAAAGAGCCAAGUUAAGUAGAGUAUAUUCAUCAUCAACAACUGAUGACAAUUCAACAUUCAAUUCUACUGAUGCUCAUGGAAAUUCUCUAAUUGCACUGAAACACUUCUUUGAACCCUCAAUGAACCUUGUUUAUAAAAAGUUACAUGAAACAACAAAGGAAGCACAGAAUAGAUAUAGACAAAGUAAUGAUGAUAUGUUAGCAUGGAGAUUUUCACCAGAAAGUUCAAUUGGAAAGUCAUUAAUGUCACGCAUUCGACACUUAUUAAGUGCCAAUGAAGAGUUAGGUCGAGUUAACCAAGCUGAUCGUGUGGCUAUGUUAGAAUCUGAAGCUGAACUACAAGCCACAUGCAUGAAAGAAUUUAUAAAAACUAAUGAAGAUAUUGGAGGUGUACUAGAAGAAGCGUAUGCUGAUUUAGAAGGUCUUCAAAGCAGUUUGUUAAUUUUACACCAACAAAUAAAUCAAACGGAAUCACUUGUUGAAGCCCUACAGAAUGAAUUAGAAUCACGUCAACCUGGUAUUGUUGCUGAACUUAUGACUGCAAUGCUGUCAAAGCUUAGUGAGACGGGAACAAAUGUAACGGAAGUGGAGUGUGGUGAUGAUGAUGACAGCUGUAAAUCAGUACCUAUUACUCAUGAUAAAUCUGAACAGGAAAAUCCACAUAGCAAUUUCGAUGAGGUCGUUCCAGAAGAGAUUUGUACACAUGAAAAGUUAACUUAAACUUAAUUGCAUGUAUAAUUAUUUCCCAGUGAAUAUCAUUAUAAACCUAUCUUAUACUUAUAUAUUAUGUGCACUUUUUUCAUCAUUAUGGUGUAAAGAAAAUUUCAAACAUGUUAAUGUACUACAGAACCAUCUAACCACUGUUGAUUGAACUGUGAUUAAUUAAUUAAUUUGAAGGUCUGUAGUGACAAUAUUAUUCAGCUAGCUUCAUAGAAGAUUGUAGUUGAAAUCCGUGAUUGAGCAUGGGUUAUUAAGAGAAAUACCAAUGUACCUUGUAGUCAAAAAGCUAAUAUAAUGUGGGAGCUGCAUUUCUUUAUUAAGGUUCUUUCAUAAAUAACCUUCACACUAAC